AACAUUUUAGCAUGGUGUUGUCAUGUAACAUAGAUAACGGAUAUACUGUACAAAGGUGACAUUUGUAAUUAUCGAGCAUAGCACCAACCCCUGAAAGCACCAUCCUACACUGCCGGGAUUUGGCGCGUUUGGUUGCCAUGGAGCUCAGAGUGAUUACUCCGUUGUCCAGCAGACACAAAGCCGGAUGGCGCUUUGAAAUAGUAAUGGGAGAGAGCCGACUGAUGUUCCUCACUAGAGAUGUCCAUGUAGACUGGAUAGACAAGCAAAGAAGUUAAGUUUCUCGAGGAACAAAGUCCGGAAGUCAACGCUGGGUAGCAUUGCUGGGCGCGUGCCUGUCCCAGUCACCUGUAUUCCACGCAGUUAUGACCGGCAGGGAGGUGGACAACCGCCUGCAGGUGCUUCAGAUAUACCGCCUGUUGCAGUACAUCCAUGAGAAUGAUCAGGCACAAAUUGAGAAGAUGGUCAACCUUGGGGUACAAAACCUCAUUAAUCUCACAGAGCCACAGAAGGGAACCGGGGCGCUUCACAUGGCGGUUGCAGCCAACAAUCAGGAUCUGGUCCGAUUUCUCCUGUCAUUGAGAGCCCAUCCUGACAUCCAGAAUAAGAGGGGCCACACCCCGGUCAUGUUAGCUGCUGAACUGGGUAAUGAGGACAUCCUGAAAAUGUUGGCACACAAUGAGGCUAAUAUGAGUAUCCAAGAUAAUGAGGGUAAAGGGGUUCUGUUCUACUGCAUCUACCCAACGAAGCGACACACACGUUGCCUGCAGGUGGUGCUAGACUUCCAGGCAGACGUCAACAACGUGUCGUCACAGGGGACUCACGUCUUUCAGCUGAUGUGUCAACACGCCAAAGAGUGUGCUCCCAUGUGUCACAUGAUGCUGGCUAAAGGGGCCGACCCCAAUGCGACUGAUCAGCAAACAGGGGUGACAGCGUUGAUGGAGGCGGCCAAGGCUGGUUCCCUGGAGCUUGUCAGAGACAUUCUGAAAAGGGGCGGAAACCCCAACGCCUUAGAUGAGAAACGCCUGUCAGCAGUGCACUAUGCUGCCAUGGGGGGCUUUUUUGAGGUGAUUGUGUUGCUGUCAGCAUUCUCAGCAGAAAUGAACAUUAUCAACGUGGAGGAGUACACGGCCCUCCACUUCGCAGCUAAAACGGGCGACGUCAACUGCUGCAAGUUCCUGGCUCAGAGAGGCUGCAACGCCAAGGUGAAGAACUGCGAUGGUUUGCUGCCACGCCAGAUUGCUAAAGACGGGGGUCACAAAGGGGCCGUGAAGGAGUUGAGGAAAGCGGAGCAGCAGAGGGGAAAGGAGAACACUGACGAGACUUGCUUGACAGAAGUGUGGGCCCUGACCCUCCAUGACUGGUCUAACGAAAACGAGGCCGAUCUGCGAGAAGCCUUUGAGAGCGAUGCGGUUUACAAAGACAUAUUUCUGUCCGUUUUAGAAACAUUGGGUGCUCCGGUCACCCAAGAGCAGUUGGAGACGGUCUUCUCAUUACAUCAGACUGGAAGAGAACAAUGUAUCAAAAUCAGCGAUUUCAUCAAAGGUGCCAGCUACAUCAAGAAGCCAUAUCUCCUCCUCUCAUACGUCCCCAAGAAGAAGAAAGGUGGGAAGGGAGGGAAGGGAAAGAAGAAACCAAAAUUUGUCCUCCCUUUGCCUGUUUGCACCCUCCCACCGGAACUCAAGCCUCGCCGAUCAGAUGGAGGCCCACCAGAAUACAUGAUUGAGACAUACAGUAUGGAAGACGCCCGCCUAAUGGAACAAGAACCUCCACCACAUCAUCCCGUAGUUAAUGACACCGCAUGGUACACGGAGAAGCCAGACAAGAUCUAUGUCAAUAUCAACUACCUUGUGAAGAGCGGAGAUAUUGAGGCUUUGGAAGUCGCUUUUAGUCACAGGAUUCCUGUGGAUAUUCAAGAUCCGUUUUACAAGACCCCGCUGAUGGUUGCCUGUGCCACUGGUAACUGUGAGGUAGCUAAGUACCUCCUGGGCAAGAGGGCGACGGUGGAUAUUUGUGACCAGUUCUGCUGGACGGCGCUCCACCAUGCUGCUCAAGCUGGCCAAGUGGAACUUCUGGAACUUCUAUUGAAUGCAGGAGCCAACAUAGAUGCUCAGACCAUCACUGGGACCACACCCCUCAUGGUUGCCAUCCAGAGCACUCAUCUAGAUUGUGUUGAGUACUUCAUCAACGCUGGUGCCAAUCUCCUGGUGGAGAACAAGAAAGAGCAAAACUGCCUGGACGUUGCCAUUGCCUUCGCUGACGGUGCGAUAUAUCAACUGGUCAAAGAGAAAGUCGAGGCCUUGCCGAAGCCAAAAAACAAAGGAAAGGGUGCCAAACCUAAAAAAGCCAAGGCUACUGCUGCGGGAGAUGCAGGCAGCGCGACUGCAACAGCAAUGAAGAUUUCUCAGGCGGAGUCAAAAAGUGUCAUCCAGCACAACACUGAUAUCAUGACUGGGAAGAAUAACGCUCAGGAUAUCUCAUUUGUUGCCAAAACGGUUUGGGGGAAGCCACCACCGACCAGCCAACUGAAGUCAAAGAUAGAGAGACAGAAGGAGCUCAUGUCUCUCGAGUUGGACCUGGACGACUUCAUGAUGAUGCCUUUCACCCAGAAUCACUAAAAGGAGAAAAAAUAAAAGCCCAGCUUGGACUGGACGGAGGUUUGGCAGAGACAAACAUGGUUACUGGAUGUAGACUUGAAUUAACAUAGCUGAGCAUCACAUGUCAAAAAGACCCACUAUGACAUUUUAGCGUAUGCAUUAAAACCGUCUUAACUCUUUCAUAAUAAUUUCUAUGAUGCUGUACAGAUUACAGUGGCAAGAAGUAGAUGUCCCACAGUAGAUGAGAGCCUAGAUCUAGAGUGGUGGUGGUCGUUUUGUACAUUUUUUAUGGAAAUCAUCAAAAUUGAACAAUAUUUAUAUACAGUAUAUGGCAAUUCUCUCCUGAUCAAAAUUUUAAGACUAGUUGAAAAUUGCAAGAAUUUUGCACUGUUGGACACUUAAGGACACUCUAAGUAGAGCUUCAAAGUGCAAAAAGAAGAAAUGAGACAAA
Messenger RNA from Dunckerocampus dactyliophorus (ringed pipefish), 3045 nucleotides. RefSeq names its product ankyrin repeat and EF-hand domain containing 1a (gene ankef1a). Gene Ontology annotation, molecular function: protein binding. The record is from RefSeq and is a predicted model, not a curated record. Bases 363 to 2615 code for a protein of 750 amino acids. Lineage: Eukaryota; Metazoa; Chordata; Actinopteri; Syngnathiformes; Syngnathidae. The transcript has 11 exons.